Wyeomyia smithii (pitcher-plant mosquito) is the source of this 1204-nucleotide messenger RNA. RefSeq names its product ribonuclease P protein subunit p25-like protein (gene Rpp25). Gene Ontology annotation, molecular function: RNA binding. The record is from RefSeq and is a predicted model, not a curated record. Gene Ontology annotation, biological process: tRNA 5'-leader removal. Bases 349 to 1122 code for a protein of 257 amino acids. Lineage: Eukaryota; Metazoa; Arthropoda; Insecta; Diptera; Culicidae. Gene Ontology annotation, cellular component: ribonuclease MRP complex. The transcript has 4 exons.
AUCGCAUGCUCAUUUGACCGACUUCCUUGAAAUGUUUUUGUUUUGAUUUGUUGUUAACGAUCGUGUUGAGCCGAAAUCGUGCGUUUGUUGCGGUUUUAAAAACCUUUUUUGGAAAAUAAUUUUGAAUUUACAACGUUUAGAAAACACCCAUGCAAAUAGAACUUGCUACAGCAAAUAUAAGUAACUAGUAACUAGUGGUAGUGAAAGGCAGCUUUGUUUUAUGAAGGAGAUUAUUUCAUGCUACAUUAAUAUUGAAAAUUGUCACCGGAUAGGAUAAAGCUCUGAACUGCAGCUUUGCUGCUAUAUUUGUUGGCAGUCAGCAACCGUGUCUGUGAAUACGAAUCGAAGAUGAUGCACUACAAGAAGGGUAAAAAUGUCGAAGAAGAACUGUCCAAGGAGCAAAUUCCUAUCGAAGUAUUGCCGGAGCAGUUUUUGUGGAUGCACGUGAAAGGUGGCUCACGCAUUUUUAACCUCGUGGAUUAUGCGAAAAAGGCACUGGAGGCAGGAGAGUAUCGAUCCAUAGUUUGGAGUGGAUCCGGUGGUGGUACCGGAAAGACCAUCAGCUGCGCCGAAAUUAUGAAGAAGGACUUUGAGUUGCAUCAGGUUACGCGGGUGUGUUAUAGCAAGGUGGAAGAAUAUUGGGACCCCCAACAAGAGGGUCUGGAACAGAUUGUAGCAACCAGAAAGAUACCAAGCAUUCACAUUCUGUUGUCUCUGGAUGCAAUCGACCCGAAAACAGCAGGUUACCAACAUUCGAAAACGCGAACCACAUUCUGGAUGGAAGGCAAUUCCGAGUUCAGAAAUGGAGAAAAUCGCAAAAGUUCGAACUAUUUUUCCGGUCCACAGUUAAAGAAAAGACCCAAUAAGCAUUAUUCCGAUAGUAAAAGUGCUGGAGAAAAUAGCAAUGGUAACAUCAACAAUAGGAACAAAAAUAAAAACAAGGACAAAUUUAGUAAACCAGGCAAUGAUGAGGCACGGACUAAGCAAAAUAACCAUCCAAGUGGGAGUGGCCUGCGAAACAGUAAAAAAGCUAAUAAUGAUAAACACAGUUCCAAAGUAAAUGUUCCCGAAAGUGAUGCUUCGGCUAAAAGUACGUCCUCUGGGCAGUCCGAAAUGGCAUGACAAACAGUGUGAACAUUGUAUGCACGGAGAGGGACGUUAUUACGUCCUUUGUUCCAACUGAUAUACACCGGUUAUCUUAGAA